UAUCGAUAUAAAAUCAACAAACCAACUCGCACGUGCAUAUUCAAAGAGCAUUUAACUGGCUGUCUUUAUGCCGAAAUGCAAUUGUGUUUGUCAACAACAUGAAUUAUUUUGAAAUACGGGAGCUGCCCGGCAAGGGUCGUGCCAUGAUAGCAACAAAAAAUUUCGCAGUCGAUGAGAUCAUUUUCGAGGAGGAGCCGUUCGUGUCACAUCAGUUCUCCUGGAAUAUCGCCUACGGCUACGCAGCCUGUGAUCAUUGUAUGCGACCGCUAGAGACACUGCUCGAGAACGUGCGCCGUUUGGCCAAUAACCAGGCAGUCAUGGUGCCCCUAGUGGAACACGAUCCCACCGCUGCCUGGUUUUCACAAUUUACGCAGUGUGCACGCUGCAAGGUGCGCUACUGCUCGGAAGACUGUUUGGUAGAGGCACAAAAGCGCUAUCAUCGUGUGGCCUGUAUGGGCGCCUUUCGGGCGGACGACACACACCCCAUCAACGUGCUGAAUGAGACAUGGAAAAAGAUGCACUAUCCACCAGAGACGGGCACGAUAAUGCUAAUUGUGCGUCUGAUGGCCAUGUAUAAGCAGAGCAGUAAUAAGACAGAGUUCCUAGAGCAACUGCAAUCGUUUCAAGCUCUGAUUGUCAAUCGCGAAGAGAAGAUCUACCACAAGAUGCUGGGCGAGAAUUUUGAGCAGCAGAUGGAGCAACUGUAUGCGGCAUUUUGCAAUGCAUUCAAGGACGAAGAAUUCGCUAUGUUCACCACACCGGAUGCGUUCAAGACUCUAAUGGGCAUAUUGGGCACGAAUAGUCAGGGCAUUGCCACCAGCGUUCUAGCCCAGUGGGUAAACAAAGUAUCAGACUUGCCGCUUUCCGAUGCGGACAAGGAAAGUCUUGAUAAGGUCAUCGACCAACUGUACGCCAAAGUGGGCGAUUUUGCAGGUGAAUUCCUCAACAACGAGGGCUCCGGUUUGUACAUACUGCAGAGCAAGAUAAAUCACAGCUGUGUUCCGAAUGCACAGUCCACGUUUCCCUACUCCAACGACAUAGUCGUACUAAAGGCUUUGGCGCCCAUACAGAAAGGCGAUGAGAUAUGCAUAUCGUAUUUGGAUGACUGCCAGCUGGAGCGCAGUCGCCAUUCCAGGCAUAAAACGUUGCGUGAAAAUUAUAUAUUCGUUUGUCAGUGUCCCAAGUGCAGAGCACAAGCUUCAGAUCCAGAUAUUACCAGUGAUGAGGAGGAGGACGACGACGAAGACAUGGACGACUGCGAAGAAGAUAAUAUGGAAUAAGUUGACUCCUUACUUAAGCUGUACAUGUUAUACCCUCUAAUUGGGUAGUUUUUAAUUACGAGCAAACUUUACGCCAAAAAUAAUUCUACUAUUAUUUGAAGGUAGAUUCAAAAUCAGGGGUACACUGCAAAAUGAUAGAAACAGAGCACCAGGCUCCCAGGUUAAUCAACGGAGAAAAUAUCAAGAAAGAAAUCUUUUUCAGCAUUAUUAA
Messenger RNA from Drosophila virilis, 1491 nucleotides. RefSeq names its product SET and MYND domain containing, class 5 (gene Smyd5). Lineage: Eukaryota; Metazoa; Arthropoda; Insecta; Diptera; Drosophilidae. The record is from RefSeq and is a predicted model, not a curated record. Gene Ontology annotation, molecular function: histone H4K20 methyltransferase activity; protein binding. Gene Ontology annotation, biological process: negative regulation of gene expression, epigenetic.